ACUAUUUGCCAAUGCAACCGAUCUUUGCCACUGUCGUCUGCUUGUCGACUUCCAAUCAAAGGGUUGUCAAAAACAGUUUUUUUUUUUAACUUGGUUCAUAAAUAUUUGUUUCAUAUUUCAAAAUGAAUAUACGGUGUGCCAGACCGGACGACUUGAUGAACAUGCAGCAUUGUAACCUCUUAUGCUUGCCGGAAAACUACCAAAUGAAGUAUUUCUUCUAUCAUGGUCUUUCCUGGCCUCAACUCAGUUAUGUUGCUGAAGACGAGAAAGGACACAUUGUGGGGUAUGUUUUAGCUAAAAUGGAAGAAGACAGUGAGGAUGAACCCCAUGGCCACAUCACAUCACUUGCAGUGAAACGUUCCCACAGGCGAUUGGGAUUGGCUCAAAAGCUAAUGGACCAGGCAUCCAGAUCUAUGAUUGAAUGUUUCAAUGCAAAGUAUGUGUCCCUUCACGUAAGAAAAAGUAACCGAGCAGCACUUAAUCUCUACACCAAUACCCUGAAAUUCUCGAUAUCUGAAAUCGAGCCAAAGUACUAUGCUGACGGAGAAGAUGCUUACGCAAUGAAGCGCGAUUUGGUAUCAUUUUCACAGCAAAACGAUACGCUACCAGCAGAUGCGACUACGUUCUACGAGACUAAGACGCCCGAAGAACGUAAGCGCCUAGCCGCGAUUGCCCAAGAAAACAGAAAUAUGGAAGAAUGAAUAAAAGAUAGAAGUGACCGAAAUUGAAUUGACGGUUAAGCUGAACAUGUUUAAGACUGAAUUGUCGUGAAUACAGAUCAUCAAACCAAUUGAA
Molecule: messenger RNA, 795 nt
Organism: Daphnia carinata
Lineage: Eukaryota; Metazoa; Arthropoda; Branchiopoda; Diplostraca; Daphniidae
Gene: vnc
Product: N-alpha-acetyltransferase daf-31-like
Exons: 5
Coding region: 123-701 (192 amino acids)
Biological process (GO): N-terminal peptidyl-glutamic acid acetylation
Cellular component (GO): NatA complex
Molecular function (GO): protein N-terminal-serine acetyltransferase activity; protein-N-terminal-glutamate acetyltransferase activity
Source: RefSeq, a predicted model, not a curated record